AUGGCCUCGUGGCGGCUCGCUUACAAGAACAUGCCCGUUGACCUAAUCCUUGUUCGUCACGGAGAAAGUGAAGGGAAUCUAGCCCAGAAGAUGGCUCAACAAGGCGGUGUUCCCAACCCGUGGACCAGCGGCUUCCGGGCCCGUCAUAACUCUAAGUACCGUCUAACUGACAGGGGUAGGGCCCAGGCCGAGGCCGCGGGGGAGUGGAUCAAGGACCACAUUGGAGAGGCCUUUGACAUUUGUCUCACCAGCGAGUACAUCAGAGCGAUGGAGACCGCCGCAUAUCUCCACAUUCAGGAGGCCGAGUGGAGGACCGAAUUCUUCCUAAGAGAACGUGAUCGUGGGGUGUUGGCCAACAAGUCCAAGCAGGAACGACGAAGAGAGCAUGCAGAUGAGAUAGAACGACAGGACCGGGACAGUUUCUACUUCCAGCCCAGUGGAGGGGAAAGUAUCGCUAAUCUGUGUCUGAGGGUCGAGAGUGUGAUCAAACACCUUCAAAAAGGGAGUGCUGGACUGAGGGUCAUCAUAGUGUGCCACGGUGGAGUCAUCAAGGCCUUCAGGGCCCUGGUGGAGAGGAAACGGCAAAUGAGGGCUUCGAGGUCCAUAGGAGCCGGUCUCGCCGGAGGAGAGUCCAUCCUCAUGAACCAACUUUUAAGGAGUAGUAUCAUCGUGGGUGUUGAUGCUUCGUCUAUGUCCCUUCAGAUCUACAACGGCAUGGUGAUCCACUACUCGAGACGGAACCCGACUACCGGGCUCAUUUCUGACAACUACCAUUGGGUCCGGUGUGCCUGCCCAUGGAGGCCUUCCUUGGUCAACGAGAAUUGGAUUCAUUUUUCCCCUCACGUCCUUAGCAACGAUACGCUGUUGGCUGAAGUCCAGAAAGUCCCGCAGCUUGUGAACGAAAGGUUCGACCAAGCCUUGGGCCGGUACCCUCACGAGGAGCCCUCCUCCCCCACUAGCGACUACGCUGAGACUGUCACGGAGAGGCCCUCCAGAUGUAAGCAUUUCGAUGUCGUAGUGGACCUGUUCGUUGGGGUGGUCACCGGUCUUGAGGCCAUCGACUUAGUAGAAUAG
This is a messenger RNA of Perkinsus marinus ATCC 50983, 1074 nucleotides long. RefSeq names its product 2,3-bisphosphoglycerate-dependent phosphoglycerate mutase, putative. Gene Ontology annotation, biological process: glycolytic process. Gene Ontology annotation, molecular function: intramolecular phosphotransferase activity. The record is from RefSeq and is a predicted model, not a curated record. NCBI's taxonomy places the organism in Eukaryota, Perkinsozoa, Perkinsida, Perkinsidae. The coding region runs from base 1 to 1074 and encodes 357 amino acids. The transcript has 9 exons.